Molecule: messenger RNA, 1204 nt
Organism: Eruca vesicaria subsp. sativa (arugula)
Lineage: Eukaryota; Viridiplantae; Streptophyta; Magnoliopsida; Brassicales; Brassicaceae
Source: the annotation of a GenBank genome assembly
CACAAACUUUCAAUCUUGCGAGAUCUCAUCGCUUUGGAGGAGCUCUUAGAUUCCAAUUUGUAUCUGAAUUUUGUAGAAAUUAAAUAGGAGAAGAAGUGAGGAUGAACGGUUACGAUGGUGUUACGGAAUGGGAGAUGGGGCUACCUAGCGACGACGAUUUAGCUUCCCUUUCUUACUCUCUUAUCCCUCCGAAUCUCGCCAUGGCUUUCAGCAUCACACCGGAGAAAAGCCGCACCAUCCACGAUGUUAAUCACGCAUCGGAGACGACUCUCUCCUCCCUCCGCGGCGGAUCUUCCGGUCCAAACACGGCGGAGGUGGAGGAGGAGGAGGAGGAGGAAGAUCGAGUAGGAUCGAGCAGUCCCGGAUCAGAUUCCAAGAAACAAAAGACAUCAGAUGAAGUAGUGGUCGAGGAAGGAGACUCAGGAACCGAAGAUCUUACCGGGAAGACACAGAAACGGCAGCGUUUAGUGUGGACGCCGCAGCUGCAUAAGAGAUUCGUGGACGUGGUGGCUCACUUAGGGAUCAAAAACGCAGUUCCCAAGACGAUCAUGCAGCUCAUGAACGUGGAAGGGUUGACUCGUGAGAACGUAGCGUCUCACCUUCAGAAGUAUAGACUCUACCUCAAAAGGAUGCAAGGGUUGACGACGGAAGAAGGUCCUUCUCCUUCGGAUAAGCUCUUCUCAUCGACGCCUGUGCCUCCACAGAGCUUCGGUAACGGUUACCAAGGUGGUUCGAUGAUGCAGAUGCCAGUCUAUGCGCAUCAUAUGGGUAUGCAAGGGUAUCAUCAUCAGAGUCGGGGUCAUGAUCCUUAUCAUCAGAACCGUAAUCAUAAUCAUGGAAGUGGUGGUGGUGGAGCUGUGAAUGGGUAUAUGAUGCAGCAGAAUAAGUUUGGAUCCAUGGCGUCGUAUCCUCCUGUUGGAGGUGGGAGUGCUAAUGAGAAUUAAAAUGAAUAUGAAUAGGUUUUUUUAAUACGAGUUUUCUAAGCCUAUCGUCAUCACUGCAUCUACAUAGGAGUCUCUAGACCAAAGAGUAUUCUUGGAGAACAAUGCAUACUUGAAGACCUUCUAACUAGUUUCAUGUACUGAUUUCUAUAUUGUAAUGUGAGGUAAAAGUCUCUUUCCUUUCUUACAAAGAUAAUCAGGAGAGCUGCUGUCGUAAUUCUCAGCAUUCUUAACUGUUUAUUUCUAUUUGGAAUGGCGUCAGA